This is a messenger RNA of Dermacentor silvarum, 2404 nucleotides long. RefSeq names its product arylsulfatase B-like. Bases 320 to 1978 code for a protein of 552 amino acids. Lineage: Eukaryota; Metazoa; Arthropoda; Arachnida; Ixodida; Ixodidae. The transcript has 10 exons. The record is from RefSeq and is a predicted model, not a curated record.
UAAUUCCACUGGCUCGAUUUUCUGACCUACACCGCGGAUGAGCACUCCCCGCUAAUUUGGCGGCGCGUGAUGGACAGCCGCAGAUGCCAGUUCAUUCAAGUCCUGCAUAGGACCCACCCAACAGCAAUGAACUGUCAAAACAUGGUGCCGCUGCCAGAGCGAGAAGACCGCCGCAUGACGUACAUGUGAGGCAGACUUAUCACGCUGCAGCUGCUACUUAGGGCAGUCGACUUUCUACUCAGGACCCUGCUGCUACAGAACAGUGCUUGGAGCAGGCAAGGCUGGGGGAACAGUUAAAGAAACGUCCACAUUCGUUAGAAUGAAAACUUCAACAAAGCGAGACUUAGAGACAGCUAACGCAUCACAAGGCCCAGUGGCAGCUGUUCUAUUAUUUCUGGCACUGCUACUCCCGGCCCUCCCUGCAGUGUUGGGUGAUAAGCCACCACCCGAUAUCGUGGUUAUCAUAGCUGACGACCUCGGUUGGGAUGACGUCAGCUUUCAUGGGUCCUCGCAAAUCCCCACGCCCAACUUGGACGCCUUGGCGGCAGAUGGUGUCAUACUUAACAGCCUGUACGCCCAGCCUGCCUGCACACCUUCGAGAUCGGCUCUCAUGUCCGGCCUCUACCCAAUACGCACAGGCAUGGAAGGCUACCCCAUCGAAAUAGGUGAGCCAUGGGGCCUGCCCGAGGACGUGCCGAUUCUGCCGCAGUACCUAAAAGAACUUGGCUACGAAACUCACCUGGUUGGAAAGUGGCAUCUCGGCGCCUACAAGACAAGUGUCACGCCGACUUAUCGUGGUUUCGACAGCUUCUAUGGCUUCCACUACGGUGAGGAAGACUACUACACCCACAGCGUUACCUACCGAAACCAAACCGGUCUUGACUUCUGGUUUGGGACGGAGCCCCGGUGGUCGGAUAUUGGGAAGUACUCCACAACGCUCUUCACACAAAGGGCGCAGUACCUGAUUCGCAACAGGAAAAAGCCACUCUUCCUGGUCCUGAGCCAACAGGCACCGCACGGGUCAGGAGGCCCUGAACCUCUCCAGGCACCACAAGAAAACGUUGACAAGUUUCCCUACAUUGGAGAGGAGAAGAGGACUCUCUUUGCUGGAAUGAUAGACACGCUGGACCAGUCAGUGGGCGAAGUGUUCGAGACGCUCGGAGAAGCCGGCAUGCUGGAGAACGUCAUCGUGGUCUUCACCAGUGACAACGGUGGCACACCGUUCGGCGAGCAUUCAAGCAGGAGCUUCAAUUGGCCGCUGCGUGGGACAAAGCUGUCGGUUUGGGAAGGGUCCACCAGGGUACCUGCUUUCAUCUGGAGUCCCCUACUGGAGCACAAGCGAAGGGUGUCCAACCAAAUGAUGCACUUCACAGACUGGUUCACCACACUGUACAGGGUGGCAGGUGGCGAUAUCGCCAGACUAGGAGAAGUCGACGGAGUCGACAUGUGGCCACAUCUCUCGCAUGGAUCGUAUUCGCCACGUACCGAAAUGGUGUACAACAUUGACCCCCUCGACCCGCCGGAGCUCUCGGUGGCAGCGAUACGCAACUCCCGCUAUAAGCUGCUCCUCGACACCACGGGUGACAAUAACGGCCGCUACGAAACUGCGGGUGGCCGCCGUCCUUCCGAUGACCUCGACAAACUUCUCGCUCAAUCGAAAACUGCCCGCGUUCUGAGGAAGCUUUACAACACGAAGAAAUUGAGAUUUCCCAGAGGAUGGAGGCGGAGAGCGACGCUUACGUGCGGGAAAGAACCCAAAGAAAACUUCUCAGCUAACGACACCGUCUUCCUCUUCGACAUUGUGAAAGAUCCGUGCGAGCUGAACAACUUGGCCAAAGAGCAUCCGGAAAUCGUGUCGGCCCUCAUGAAGCGUUUAGAUGCAUAUCGCUCAGUCGCCGUGCCUGCUUCGAACGUGCUGUACGACCCAGCCAGCUCUCCUGAAUACCACAACGGGACAUGGGCUCCGUGGAUGGACUGAUCGCCAAGAAGAAAAAAAAAACGUGUUCUGGAAUUUUUAUCGUGACAAUGAUUAUAACAUCGCGUCAACACACGGUUCUAAGAACGCGAAAACAUGGCGUGCCUGCGUUGUGUCCUUGCCUUAUCGCACUGUUGUUUUAAGUGUGACCAUAUCGCUCAUUUGGAAUAUGCACUGUGUUUGGAACAUAGCCACGAAAGUCAGGAAUAAUACGCUCCGUUGUGACAAAUGGCUAAAAAAGUGGGAUUCACCGUAGUCCUACUAGGGAGGUCUGAUACAGCACGCACUCAACUACUCUAUUUAGCUAUACGAAAAUUAUGAAUCUGGUCACGAAAGCCAAUGAAAUCAACAAAUAAUGCAAAUGACACUUCCGCAGCUCUGAACACAUACAUAUACCGCAGAGAGGCCUAACAACGACGAACACACGUC